Messenger RNA from Schizosaccharomyces osmophilus, 1560 nucleotides. It is a transcript of the gene mug161, whose product is annotated as CwfJ family protein, splicing factor. The transcript has 5 exons. The record is from RefSeq and is a predicted model, not a curated record. NCBI's taxonomy places the organism in Eukaryota, Fungi, Ascomycota, Schizosaccharomycetes, Schizosaccharomycetales, Schizosaccharomycetaceae. Gene Ontology annotation, molecular function: RNA lariat debranching enzyme activator activity. Gene Ontology annotation, cellular component: post-mRNA release spliceosomal complex. Bases 1 to 1560 code for a protein of 519 amino acids. Gene Ontology annotation, biological process: mRNA splicing, via spliceosome.
AUGAAGGUUCCUAAACCUUCUAAAGUUUUGGUCAUUGGAUCCGCCGAGGGCCGUGUCAUUGAAGCCCUUGAGUAUAUCGCAGACCUUCACAAAACCCACAAUUUCAAAUUUGUCAUUUGUCUUGGAAACCUCUUUACUCGAAAGACCCCUACCGCUGUUGUUUCCAAGUUAAAGAAUGAAAAGUUUUUGGUCCCUUUGCCAGUUUAUUUCGGCGUUGGUUCGGCUGGCAUGCCCGAAGCGGUGACCUCCCACAUGGCAAUGUACGGCCCUGAAAUCUGUCCCAACUUGUUUUGCAUGGGUAUUUGCGGUUUCAUGAAGACGUAUUCCCGCUUUACCAUCGCUCAAUUGGGUGGUACCUACGACGAGGUCAAGUUCAAUGAACCUAUGAAUAAGCGUGAAAAGAGUUUGACUGAACGCUCUUUUCAUCUUACUGACGUUCAAACUCUCUCCAAGCGCUGUGACAUCCUUUUUUCCAACAGCUGGCCUGAAAACGUUCAAAACAAAUCUUCUUUGCCUCGUAGAAACCUCCCUUCUGGUAAUGCUCCUGUCGCCGCCUUGGCUGCAAAUUGUAUGCCCCAAUACUUCUUUGUACCAAGUCCCGUCUAUUACGAACGCGAGCCUUAUAGAAACUCUGCAGUCAAUGUUCCCUCUGGUACGGUGUCUCGCUUUUUUGGCAUUGCGCCUUUUAAAAACCCAACCGGUGAAAAAUUCGCUUACGCAUUUACCUUGAAUCCCUUAACCGGUGAGUACGUGGGAGACGUUCCUCCAAACUGUACUGAUUCACCGUUCGUCUUGAGACCCAUCCCUCUCAAGCGUGCCUCCAGUGAACAAGUCAUUCCUCCUCCUGAUAGUCCUAUUUCGACCGAGUCAGGAUUCACUAGAUUCAAGAAGUCUAAAGUUGGACCCGAUGCUUGCUUCUUUUGUCUUAGUAAUCCCUCUAUUUCACUUCAUUUAAUCGUUGCUAUUGGCAAUGAAGCUUAUAUGGCUUUACCAAAAGGACCUCUUACCACCAAAGAUACCAAUGCACCUGAACUUCCGUUUCCCGCUCAUGUAUUGAUAAUCCCUAUUGCUCACGCUUCUGCUUUAAGUUUGCUAUCAGAUUCUUCCUACAAAAGUACCGUCGACGAGUUACAUCGUUUUCGCGAAGCUGUUACUCAAAUGUAUAACGCACACAAUUCUGAUGCGAUUGUAUAUGAAAUCAGUAGAGCAAAUGGUGUUCACGUCCAUUGGCAAGUCAUUCCUAUUCCAAAGGCUCUUUCCCCGACGGCUUUAGAAUACUUUACCAAUCAAGCUAAAGAAUCCGGGUUCGCUUUCGAAGAGCGUGAUAUUCGAUCCCAUGAGCUAAACUAUUUCCGAGUUUUCCUUCCUACUGGUGAGAUCCUAGUCCAUACACUUUCCCUUCGAGAAAGAUUUGAUUUACAAUUUGGCAGACGUGCCACUGCGAAAAUUAUUGGUAUUGAGGAUAGAGUAGAUUGGAGACAUUGUAGUCAAACGGAAGAAGCGGAAAAAAAGGAUGUGGAAGACUUUAAAUCUUACUUCAAACCUUACGAUUUUACCUAG